AUGGCGGCUCCCAAAACAAAUUUGGCUGUCUUUCGAGGUUUAAUCAGAGAAUUACGCCGUAUUUACGGUAAGGAAAAAUUUCAUGAUGCCCCAGCUUACACCUUCUUGAAGGAUCUCUACCAAAAACAUAACUUGACAAGCGAAAAAUACUGCAGGGAUAAGUUUGACUUGAUGUACCAAGCAAACACCUAUCUUUUGUAUUUACAAAGCACAAGGAAACAUCAGGAGAUUUCUGCCCAAUACAAAGGUUCUGGUGAAAAAGGAAUUGAAGAAACUGCCAAAAUGGUUGGCUUCAAUCUUCCCCAAACGCCAGCAAAUGAUACCAAAAAAAGCCAUCACUCAAUAACAUUAACUGUGAACACUAUCUAUCUAUCUAUCUAUCUAUCUAUCUAUCUAUCUAUCUAUCUAUCUCAGUGGCUUCGUAUCUCUCCUUCUCUCUCUCUAUCUCUCUAUAUAUAUAUCAAUUUGUUCAUCUCUCUCUCCCCUCUCUCUAUAGAGAGAGAGAGAUGA
This is a messenger RNA of Acanthosepion pharaonis, 510 nucleotides long. NCBI's taxonomy places the organism in Eukaryota, Metazoa, Mollusca, Cephalopoda, Sepiida, Sepiidae. The record is from the annotation of a GenBank genome assembly.